Messenger RNA from Medicago truncatula (barrel medic), 756 nucleotides. Its product is annotated as calcium-binding protein CP1. Lineage: Eukaryota; Viridiplantae; Streptophyta; Magnoliopsida; Fabales; Fabaceae. The transcript has a single exon. Gene Ontology annotation, molecular function: calcium ion binding. The coding region runs from base 93 to 584 and encodes 163 amino acids. The record is from RefSeq and is a predicted model, not a curated record.
UAUUUAUUCAACACACACGUAAACGUUAAAACCAAAACCUACACAACACAAACACAUUCAUAUUUUUCUUCAUAACACAAAAAAACAUCAUCAUGUGUCCAUCUGACCGCAACCUCCGCCCACAACCUACCGCAACCGAUUUUCGACCGGCAUUCGACAUUCUUGACACCGAUUGCGAUGGCAAAAUAAGCCGUGAUGACCUCCGUUCGUUCUACACCACCGUGACAGGUGGUGUGAACGGAGGAGACGAUGCAAUCCGUGCCAUGAUGUCGGUGGCGGACACCAACAAGGAUGGAUUCGUGGAGUACGAGGAAUUCGAGCGGGUGGUUAGCGGAAACAACGGAGAAAAGAGACCGUUGGGAUGUGGGGCCAUGGAAGAUGUGUUCAAGGUGAUGGAUAGAGAUGGUGAUGGUAAGCUUAGUCAUGGAGAUUUGAAGAAUUAUAUGGCUUGGGCUGGUUUUGCUGCUUCCGAUGAAGAGAUUAAUGCUAUGAUUAAGCUUGGUGGUGGUGAUCAAAACGGUGGCGUUAGCUUCGAUGGUUUGAUUCGUUUAUUAGCUCUUGAUCAUUUUGUACCAGCUAAUUAAUUUCAUUUCAUUUCAUGUGUGACUCAAUGAUUUUUGAAAAACCCCUUUUUGAUUUUGAUCAUAGGGAGGUGUAUUGUGUUUGUUGUGCGAUAGGAUGUGAAAUUGUUGAGGAAUGUAUUCCGAAUGAAUGAAUUUUGCUCUUAAUUGCUUCAAUUUGAGAUGAAAUUUCAGA